Messenger RNA from Engraulis encrasicolus (European anchovy), 1359 nucleotides. Its product is annotated as flavin reductase (NADPH)-like. The record is from RefSeq and is a predicted model, not a curated record. Gene Ontology annotation, molecular function: biliverdin reductase [NAD(P)H] activity; riboflavin reductase (NADPH) activity. The transcript is spliced from 4 exons. Bases 520 to 1185 code for a protein of 221 amino acids. Lineage: Eukaryota; Metazoa; Chordata; Actinopteri; Clupeiformes; Engraulidae.
UUCUUCUCCCGGGCAAUUCUUCUUUCCCUCCCAUAAGCUGUAUUGUAAUAGUUAAAUUACACGUGCUAUGUAAAAUGCAUUGACAUGUAGGCCUACAAUGAGACAAUGGAGGAAAAAAUGAAAGAGUAAGUAGAUACGAAAAGAUCAAUUUUGUUCAUCAUUUAGCUUAGUCUUCGGAAUAAAAUAUAGCCUAUACAUAUUAGUCUUCUGAAAGGUAGGCAUAUGUUCAUGCCUGAAAUGAGUUUUUCCACGAUAUUGUUAUUAGCCUAUAUUGUUGUUAUUAUAUUGAGACGUGUCAGUGCGGUAUAUCUGUAUAGUUUUUAUUUACACUAGGCUACUUGUUUUGACGUCCCACAUAGUACUCCAGUUCGUUUGGUGGCAGCACCUACUUGGGUUUCCUCAGUCUCGCAGAAGGGUGCGCACGAAGAAGCCAUUUCAUAACCAUGCAUUUAGAUUCAUCCUUACAAAAUUCUGUAAGCGCACAAGUUCCAAUAGACGCUAUCUGGGAGCGGGAUAUGAAUGAUGAGGAUUGCCGUCCUUGGAGCCAGUGGGAGAACAGGGCAGUAUUUGGUGAAGCAGGCCAUUGACAAAGGCUACGGCGUCACGGCAGUUGUGCGCGACCCAGGGAAGGUGGGAGUUUCACAUGACAGACUGAAGGUAGUGAAGGGGGAUGUGUUCUCGGAGGCCAGCCUGAGGCCUCUUCUGCAGGGCCAUGAUGCGGUGCUGUCCUGCCUUGGCUUCCCCAUCUCCCCCGUCUUCGGGGUGACGGGGUACACAGGGUCCAUGAGGGCGGUCGUCCGGGCGAUGCAGGGGGCUGGAGUGAACCGCCUCAUCACCAUGACCUCAUGGUACACCGAUCCGACGUCUCUGACUGGCGUGGCGGUCCUCUUCAGGCUUUUCCUGCUGACGACCAUACAGAGUGUACUCAGUAACAUGCAUGAGAUGGAGCACACCUUAAAGAAGAUCCACAACAUCGACUGGACAGUGGUGCGCCCACCCGGGCUACGUGAUGAGCCAGCCACAGCAAAGGAGUUCUUGACCAAUGAGGGCUACUGGGUUCCAGACCCCAGUGGGAUUCCUAUUGGACGCCAUGCUGUCGCCAGGGGCGACGUGGCCCGCUUCAUGCUGGAUGUGUUGGACAGGAACUCCUGGAUACAGAAAAGCAUUGCCAUGACAACCAAGUAGCAUCAUUAUUGAUAGUGUGCACUUGUAUGAGAAAAUGCAAAUAAAUUAUCUAUAAACAAAAGGCACAAGUAAACCCUGACAAACACACUUAACAGCAAUGGUGGAGAUGGCGUCCGCGCCAAGGUCUUUUUCUGAGCGUUUUGAUCGGUGUGUUAUUCUAAGAACAGUGAGUCG